AUGCUCAGGGUACUAGAUUUCAAGGACGCGGUGGAAGAGGUGCAGCAGGUCUCUUGCGUCAACAGCGCGUCGCCGGGCUCGACCACAAAAGUGGCCCAGAGUGCCCCAUCGCUGAGUGCGUAUGGCUCCCCAGCUGGUCAGGCCGACAGCAGCAAGCGCCGGAAGCGAGGCAAUCGUCGCCAGAGGGGCGGCCGGCGCUGGCAGGUCUCAAUGGCUCAAAGCGGCCUGGCAGUUGAGAAGGCACCGAUGAUGGGACCAAGCAGCGAGCUGCUGGAGCUGCUGGAUGCUAUGUCCAAGGUGCGCAUGGCGCGACACAUCUUGGCCUUGGUGGGCAAGAAGGAUUUCAAGGACGCGGUGGAAGAGGUGCAGCAGGUUAUGGCUGCCAGGAGGUCACGUGAGGCGCUUGCCUCCACAGCAACAUUCUCAAGAGUUGGGCCCCUGCCCUGUCUCUUGGGUCAACAGCGCGUCGCCGGGCUCGAUCACAAAAGUGGCCCAGAGUGCCCCGUGGCUGAGUGCGCCGACAGCAGCAAGCGCCGGAAGCGAGGCACCAACCCGACACGUUCACAUACACAGAACACAGGCGCAGCGUUUAAUCCACACAGUCCUGGGCAUCAACAAAAGCUGCCAAGGCCACAUGUUUUUAAAACGUGA
Molecule: messenger RNA, 651 nt
Organism: Effrenium voratum
Lineage: Eukaryota; Dinophyceae; Suessiales; Symbiodiniaceae
Source: the annotation of a GenBank genome assembly